Molecule: messenger RNA, 3163 nt
Organism: Drosophila mauritiana
Lineage: Eukaryota; Metazoa; Arthropoda; Insecta; Diptera; Drosophilidae
Gene: NPFR
Product: neuropeptide F receptor
Exons: 5
Coding region: 478-1935 (485 amino acids)
Biological process (GO): G protein-coupled receptor signaling pathway
Cellular component (GO): membrane
Molecular function (GO): neuropeptide Y receptor activity
Source: RefSeq, a predicted model, not a curated record
UCAGACGGAUAUAUCGGCGGGACGAGGCUAUAUAAGCAGGGGAUGCGCACCAAAAGCCAACAGAUGGUCGCUGACUGUGCACGCGUGUGGUUAUCGGAGAUCAGUAAACAGCCCAACUAAACACCGAAACUUACUGUAAUAAAAAAACGGGGAAUAAGCGAAAUAUCAAAAUGCGGCCGCAUAUUUAUUUUGAAUUUUGAGGCGGCCGAGCGAGCACAAGGGCCCCCAAACUCUUUGGAUUUGCACGGAAUCCAGAAUUCCGAGAGAGCAAAGACACAACGCGAAGUCCCAUGAGUGCAUUCCAAGUUGAAAACUAAGUGAGCAACUGCUGCUUUGGCAGCCGGAAAAACAGAGAUUCACUCGUGUCACUCGCAGAAGGAAAAACAACAACCGACGGCCAGGAAAACAAUACGGUACCACGCACUAUAGCAAAUAUAUAGCAUACAUAUCCCCAGGGCGAAGGAGAUUGCCAGGACGAUGAUAAUCAGCAUGAACCAGACGGAAACCACCCAGCUGGCGGCUGGGGAGCAUCUUAGUGGAUACGCCAGCAGCAGCAACAGCGUGCGCUAUCUGGACGACCGGCAUCCGCUGGACUACCUUGACCUGGGCACGGUGCACGCCCUCAACACCACUGCCAUCAACACCUCGGAUCUGAACGAGACUGGGAGCAGGCCGCUGGACCCGGUGCUCAUCGAUAGGUUCCUGAGCAACAGGGCGGUGGACAGCCCUUGGUACCACAUGCUCAUCAGCAUGUACGGCGUGCUAAUCGUCUUCGGCGCCCUAGGCAACACCCUGGUGGUUAUAGCCGUCAUCCGGAAGCCCAUCAUGCGCACUGCUCGCAAUCUGUUCAUCCUGAACCUGGCCAUAUCGGACCUACUUUUAUGCCUAGUCACCAUGCCGCUGACCUUGAUGGAGAUCCUGUCCAAGUACUGGCCCUACGGCUCCUGCUCCAUCCUGUGCAAAACGAUUGCCAUGCUGCAGGCACUUUGUAUUUUCGUGUCGACAAUAUCCAUAACGGCCAUUGCCUUCGACAGAUAUCAGGUGAUCGUGUACCCCACGCGGGACAGCCUGCAGUUCGUGGGCGCGGUGACGAUCCUGGCGGGGAUCUGGGCACUGGCACUGCUGCUGGCCUCGCCGUUGUUCGUCUACAAGGAGCUGAUCAACACAGACACGCCGGCGCUCCUGCAGCAGAUCGGGCUGCAGGACACGAUCCCGUACUGCAUCGAAGACUGGCCAAGUCGCAACGGGCGCUUCUACUACUCGAUCUUCUCGCUGUGCGUACAAUACCUGGUGCCCAUCCUGAUCGUCUCGGUGGCCUACUUCGGGAUCUACAACAAGCUGAAGAGCCGCAUCACUGUGGUGGCCGUACAGGCGUCCUCCGCCCAGCGGAAGGUGGAGCGGGGGCGGCGGAUGAAGCGCACCAACUGCCUGCUGAUCAGCAUCGCCAUCAUCUUCGGCGUUUCUUGGCUGCCGCUGAACUUUUUCAACCUGUACGCGGACAUGGAGCGCUCGCCGGUCACUCAGAGCAUGCUAGUACGCUACGCCAUCUGCCACAUGAUCGGCAUGAGCUCCGCCUGCUCCAAUCCGCUGCUCUACGGCUGGCUCAACGACAACUUCCGUAAAGAAUUUCAAGAACUGCUCUGCCGUUGCUCAGACACUAAUGUUGCUCUUAACGGUCACACGACAGGCUGCAACGUCCAGGCGGCGGCGCGCAGGCGUCGCAAGUUGGGCGCCGAACUCUCCAAGGGCGAGCUCAAGCUGUUGGGGCCGGGAGGCGCCCAGAGCGGUACCGCCGGCGGCGAGGGCGGUCUGGCGGCCACCGACUUCAUGACCGGCCACCACGAGGGCGGACUGCGCAGCGCCAUAACCGAGUCGGUGGCCCUCACGGACCACAACCCCGUGCCCUCGGAGGUCACCAAGCUGAUGCCGCGGUAAAGCACAGGGUAGUCCUAAGGUCCUUGAGGUCUGGUCUCGUGUCUAAGUCCUCAGGACACACGCGUGCAUGUCCUUUUGUGCGCCCUCGGGCUGAUUGGAUUUGCAUGCUCCAAACGUCGCUGCUGCUCGCUUUACGUUUCACUUGUUCCAACUGCAACUGCCACCUCUGCAGCACACUGAACGAAAAGCCGUGUCCUUUAAUCGGGAAACACUCUGGCUGUUAAUUCUAUAAGCAGACGAGUCAAACGUUUCUAGCGUUCUAAAAGUUCCUAGCUUAUGUUUAUUUUAUUUUCUAUAUCAAUAACGAUUGCUUCGUUCCCAAUUAUAUGCUUGUUUUCAUCUUUUUUAAUGUAACAAUUGAUCAAAAGCCAAAAGCAAGCUUUAAAAUAUUUGUGUAAAUAUCGUUUCCCAAUUUGUUCACCUUAACUUUAUCUUAAGAUACUCUUAAUCUUUAUUCCGAUAAUCAUUAACUUAACAUUAACUUAACAUUAACUUAACAUUACUAAUUGUACAAAUAUUUCUGAUCUAAGGGGCUUGCUCUUUCCGGCUCCAACAUGGAUUCCUUUUCAGUUGACUAACUAGGCAUAUAUUUUUGUCAGUGUAUGCAUGCGCUUCUCUUAUCGUUGCCUUGUCGAGCUGUAACUCUUGUCGUUGCCAUGUUGUGACAUUAUUUGCUUUUGAGCAGCAAUCGAUUAUGACCCGCCUUUUGUGACACAUUUUCAGUUUGGAACAGUACUAAAUUGGCAAUCAAUCCUGGAGCAGCGGGCGGCUGGAGCAGCGUUCUAGGGAGGCGACUAACUGUCGCCCUUAGAUUUAACACAUAUUGUCCAGUGAUCCAAAGCCAAGCUGAGUUAGCCCUAAGUUAAGACACACGCGAGUAAGAGCUCGAAGCCUGUAAUCUAUUCUUAAACGACCAUCUCAUGGCAUCCAUCAUCAACGUCGGACUAAGUCUAUGGUUAGAUCACUUUCGUAUCGAAUGCCGAAAAGUAAUUGAAUGAGCCCCCAAUUGGAUUUCGGGUAUUUGAUAAGUCGAAUAUGCCUAAGACUCGAAUAAGUUCUCUCAACAGUUCCUAGGAAAUAUUUUCGUUUUAUCUCAUAGCAUUUCUUGGUCAUCUAAGCUAAGGAUUAGCUAUAUUUGAUGUUCUGUUCGCUAUUCAAUAAUGAUAGGAUAAGUUGAAGUUCACUAAGCCAAAGUGAAUUUAAAGUAUAGUCCAUAAUUGUAAAAGAU